Candidozyma haemuli is the source of this 714-nucleotide messenger RNA. RefSeq lists its product as uncharacterized. Bases 1 to 714 code for a protein of 237 amino acids. Lineage: Eukaryota; Fungi; Ascomycota; Pichiomycetes; Serinales; Metschnikowiaceae. The transcript has a single exon. Gene Ontology annotation, biological process: vesicle-mediated transport; protein secretion. The record is from RefSeq and is a predicted model, not a curated record. Gene Ontology annotation, cellular component: Golgi membrane.
AUGUCUGGGUAUACGCAAAUUGAGGCUGACGAGACGGUUGGAGCCAAUCCGUAUGGAUCUGGGAAUAAUCUGACGGUGCCUCCUGUUUCUGGGAAUAUGGCACCUGCUCCUGCUGAGGGUACUGGCGCUGGAGGUGAAGAAUGGCUGUGGUCGAGGAGACUUAAGGAAUCUUCCCAUCCGGUGGCGUUGAUGUUUUAUAUUGUGUUCAGGUUGUCGCCAAUUUUCACUUAUAUUUUUGGUAACAUGAUCAUUUCGAUCUUUAUCAGCCAGAAUAGGUUCAUUCUUCACUUUAUUGUGCUUACGCUUCUCGUGUCGGCAGACUUCUGGAACUUGAAGAAUAUCUCGGGCAGAUUAUUGGUGGGAUUGCGUUGGUGGAACGAAACAACCAAGAAAGAGGGUUCUACAAACUUUGAAAACGUGUGGGUGUUUGAGUCGGCUGACCCAGAGAGGUAUAUUAAUCCAAUCGACUCGAAAGUGUUUUGGACGUUAUUAUACGCGCAGCCGGUGGCAUGGGCCGUGCUAGCUAUAAUGGCCGUGUUGAAGUUCGAGUUGUUGUACCUUGUUUUGAUCGUCAUUAGCUUGUCGUUAUCACUCACCAAUGCCAUGGCAUUCACCAAGUGCGACAAGUUCGGCAAGGCCAACAACUUGGCCACUGAUAUCUUCUCCAGAACCACCGGUGGAAUCUGGAAGAGGUUCAAUCCGUUCUCUUCAUAA